Messenger RNA from Salmo salar (Atlantic salmon), 20442 nucleotides. Lineage: Eukaryota; Metazoa; Chordata; Actinopteri; Salmoniformes; Salmonidae. The record is from RefSeq and is a predicted model, not a curated record.
AUGGAACCCCCAGGACCUCCCAUGAUGAAAUCCCAACCCUUGCCCAGCAUAGUCUCUACACCUGUUGCACUUCAAAAGGAGAAUGUCACACCUGCUGCAUCUCAAAAGCCGACCCCAGCUCCAGCUAAACCCCAGAAGGAGGAGAUCCCUGUACCUGCGGCUGGCCAAAAAGAGAUCACUACACCCAGUGUGCCUCAGGAGACACCAAUUCCCGCUGGUACCCCAGCACCAAAUGCAGACAAAAAGGAGGAGACCCCACCACUAGGAUCCACACAAAAUAAACAGGCUUCACCUGCUGUGGCUGAGAAGGAGAAUGAAGAACCUAGAAUUGUACAGAAACCAGUGGACCAACCAAUUCCAGCCACACCCAAAACCAGUGGAGCUGUUGCAACUGUACAGCAGCAAGAAAAGCAAACUCCUGCUACAAAGGCAUCACAACAAGUACAGCCCCAGCAAGCUCCAAUGCCAGACCUCGAAACUGCUCCCCUAAAGGAGCCAAUGACUCCUGCUUCAGAGAAAGAGAAGAAGAACCUAGCACCAGGGUCACCACAGAAGGAGGUAUUUCCGGCAGUGGCUUCACAGCAGGACAAAACGCCAGUGGACAAAUCAACUCCAACCCCUGUCCAACAUCCUCCACACCAAGAGACUCCACAACAACAAGAGCAACAACCUCAGCCUCUAGCAGGGACACCGAAAGGAGAGCCCGGGAAGCCUCAACAACAGCUUCCAAAAGGUGGAGCCUCUCAUGCAAAAUCUGUACCACCACCACAGGCCCAGCCCACCAAGCAGGAGUCAGGAGGCUUCUUUGGCUUUGGUGGUGCUAAAUCUCAGCCUGCUCAGUCAAAGCCUGAAGACUCAGUGUCUGGGAAGAUGCUUGGCUUUGGCUCCUCUAUCUUCAGCUCGGCAUCCACUUUGAUCACCUCAGCUGUUCAGGAUGAGCACCGCACCACACCUCCAGCUUCCCCCAAGGUGUCUAUGACUCCUGCUUUAGUGAAAGAGACCCCAGCACCAGGCUCGUCACAGAAGAAGGAGGUAUCCCCGACAGUGGUUUGCCAGCAGGACCAGAAGUCAGUGGACAAACCGACUCCAACAGUAGUCCAACAACCUCCACAACAGAAGACUCUACAACAACAAGGACAGCCUCCGCAGCCCUCAGCAGAGGCUGCAAAAUCAGAGCCUGAUAUAUCAAUAAUUGAAGCUGCUAAAGCAGCAGACACUCAAAAUCCGGCAAGCCCAGUGCCUGCUCAGAAGGCUCCACUGGAGAACCGGAGAACAUCAGAACCUCAUAAACCACCACAGCAGCCCAUCCCUGGGCGUAGGGAGAGUAGUGCCUUCCCAGCCACAAAGCAACCCCCCAAGCAGGAAUCAGGAGGCUUAUUUGGCUUUGGAGGUCCCAAAUCUCAGUCUGCCUCCUCAAAGCCCGAAGAAUGCCUCCUGCAAACGAGACAAAACUACCUGCUGCUCAGAAAGCAGAGGAGAAGAAAGCAGCGCAACCCCAGAAGGCCAAUAUCCCCCCCAUCAGUACAUGCCAAAGUGGACAAACCCCCAUCAGCGCCUCCAAUGGGAGCAGCAUCCUCCCAACCAGCUCCCAAAGCAGGCCAAUCUACCUGUCCACUCUGCAAGGUGGAACUCAACAAGGGCUCCAAGGACCCUCCCAACUACAACACCUGCACAGAAUGCAAGAACACUGUCUGCAACCUCUGUGGAUUUAACCCCAUGCCACAUGAAACUGUAAAGGAAUGGCUCUGUCUGACCUGCCAGAUGCAGAGAGCACUUGGAGCAAUGGAACCCCCAGGACCUCCCAUGAUGAAAUCCCAACCCUUGCCCAGCAUAGUCUCUACACCUGUUGCACUUCAAAAGGAGAAUGUCACACCUGCUGCAUCUCAAAAGCCGACCCCAGCUCCAGCUAAACCCCAGAAGGAGGAGAUCCCUGUACCUGCGGCUGGCCAAAAAGAGAUCACUACACCCAGUGUGCCUCAGGAGACACCAAUUCCCGCUGGUACCCCAGCACCAAAUGCAGACAAAAAGGAGGAGACCCCACCACUAGGAUCCACACAAAAUAAACAGGCUUCACCUGCUGUGGCUGAGAAGGAGAAUGAAGAACCUAGAAUUGUACAGAAACCAGUGGACCAACCAAUUCCAGCCACACCCAAAACCAGUGGAGCUGUUGCAACUGUACAGCAGCAAGAAAAGCAAACUCCUGCUACAAAGGCAUCACAACAAGUACAGCCCCAGCAAGCUCCAAUGCCAGACCUCGAAACUGCUCCCCUAAAGGAGCCAAUGACUCCUGCUUCAGAGAAAGAGAAGAAGAACCUAGCACCAGGGUCACCACAGAAGGAGGUAUUUCCGGCAGUGGCUUCACAGCAGGACAAAACGCCAGUGGACAAAUCAACUCCAACCCCUGUCCAACAUCCUCCACACCAAGAGACUCCACAACAACAAGAGCAACAACCUCAGCCUCUAGCAGGGACACCGAAAGGAGAGCCCGGGAAGCCUCAACAACAGCUUCCAAAAGGUGGAGCCUCUCAUGCAAAAUCUGUACCACCACCACAGGCCCAGCCCACCAAGCAGGAGUCAGGAGGCUUCUUUGGCUUUGGUGGUGCUAAAUCUCAGCCUGCUCAGUCAAAGCCUGAAGACUCAGUGUCUGGGAAGAUGCUUGGCUUUGGCUCCUCUAUCUUCAGCUCGGCAUCCACUUUGAUCACCUCAGCUGUUCAGGAUGAGCACCGCACCACACCUCCAGCUUCCCCCAAGGUGUCUAUGACUCCUGCUUUAGUGAAAGAGACCCCAGCACCAGGCUCGUCACAGAAGAAGGAGGUAUCCCCGACAGUGGUUUGCCAGCAGGACCAGACGUCAGUGGACAAACCGACUCCAACAGUAGUCCAACAACCUCCACAACAGAAGACUCUACAACAACAAGGACAGCCUCCGCAGCCCUCAGCAGAGGCUGCAAAAUCAGAGCCUGAUAUAUCAAUAAUUGAAGCUGCUAAAGCAGCAGACACUCAAAAUCCGGCAAGCCCAGUGCCUGCUCAGAAGGCUCCACUGGAGAACCGGAGAACAUCAGAACCUCAUAAACCACCACAGCAGCCCAUCCCUGGGCGUAGGGAGAGUAGUGCCUUCCCAGCCACAAAGCAACCCCCCAAGCAGGAAUCAGGAGGCUUAUUUGGCUUUGGAGGUCCCAAAUCUCAGUCUGCCUCCUCAAAGCCCGAAGAGUCAGUGUCUGGGAAGAUGUUUGGCUUUGGCUCUUCCAUUUUCAGCUCUGCCUCCACUUUGAUAACCUCAGUUGUUCAGGACGAGCCCCGCACCACACCGCCAGCUUCCCCCAAGAUAUCUGCACUGGCCCAGACCUCUCCCAAGAUGCCUCCUGCAAACGAGACAAAACUACCUGCUGCUCAGAAAGCAGAGGAGAAGAAAGCAGCGCAACCCCAGAAGGCCAAUAUCCCCCCAUCAGUACAUGCCAAAGUGGACAAACCCCCAUCAGCGCCUCCAAAGGGAGCAGCAUCCUCCCAACCAGCUCCCAAAGCAGGCCAAUCUACCUGUCCACUCUGCAAGGUGGAACUCAACAAGGGCUCCAAGGACCCUCCCAACUACAACACCUGCACAGAAUGCAAGAACACUGUCUGCAACCUCUGUGGAUUUAACCCCAUGCCACAUGAAACUGUAAAGGAAUGGCUCUGUCUGACCUGCCAGAUGCAGAGAGCACUUGGAGCAAUGGAACCCCCAGGACCUCCCAUGAUGAAAUCCCAACCCUUGCCCAGCAUAGUCUCUACACCUGUUGCACUUCAAAAGGAGAAUGUCACACCUGCUGCAUCUCAAAAGCCGACCCCAGCUCCAGCUAAACCCCAGAAGGAGGAGAUCCCUGUACCUGCGGCUGGCCAAAAAGAGAUCACUACACCCAGUGUGCCUCAGGAGACACCAAUUCCCGCUGGUACCCCAGCACCAAAUGCAGACAAAAAGGAGGAGACCCCACCACUAGGAUCCACACAAAAUAAACAGGCUUCACCUGCUGUGGCUGAGAAGGAGAAUGAAGAACCUAGAAUUGUACAGAAACCAGUGGACCAACCAAUUCCAGCCACACCCAAAACCAGUGGAGCUGUUGCAACUGUACAGCAGCAAGAAAAGCAAACUCCUGCUACAAAGGCAUCACAACAAGUACAGCCCCAGCAAGCUCCAAUGCCAGACCUCGAAACUGCUCCCCUAAAGGAGCCAAUGACUCCUGCUUCAGAGAAAGAGAAGAAGAACCUAGCACCAGGGUCACCACAGAAGGAGGUAUUUCCGGCAGUGGCUUCACAGCAGGACAAAACGCCAGUGGACAAAUCAACUCCAACCCCUGUCCAACAUCCUCCACACCAAGAGACUCCACAACAACAAGAGCAACAACCUCAGCCUCUAGCAGGGACACCGAAAGGAGAGCCCGGGAAGCCUCAACAACAGCUUCCAAAAGGUGGAGCCUCUCAUGCAAAAUCUGUACCACCACCACAGGCCCAGCCCACCAAGCAGGAGUCAGGAGGCUUCUUUGGCUUUGGUGGUGCUAAAUCUCAGCCUGCUCAGUCAAAGCCUGAAGACUCAGUGUCUGGGAAGAUGCUUGGCUUUGGCUCCUCUAUCUUCAGCUCGGCAUCCACUUUGAUCACCUCAGCUGUUCAGGAUGAGCACCGCACCACACCUCCAGCUUCCCCCAAGGUGUCUAUGACUCCUGCUUUAGUGAAAGAGACCCCAGCACCAGGCUCGUCACAGAAGAAGGAGGUAUCCCCGACAGUGGUUUGCCAGCAGGACCAGACGUCAGUGGACAAACCGACUCCAACAGUAGUCCAACAACCUCCACAACAGAAGACUCUACAACAACAAGGACAGCCUCCGCAGCCCUCAGCAGAGGCUGCAAAAUCAGAGCCUGAUAUAUCAAUAAUUGAAGCUGCUAAAGCAGCAGACACUCAAAAUCCGGCAAGCCCAGUGCCUGCUCAGAAGGCUCCACUGGAGAACCGGAGAACAUCAGAACCUCAUAAACCACCACAGCAGCCCAUCCCUGGGCGUAGGGAGAGUAGUGCCUUCCCAGCCACAAAGCAACCCCCCAAGCAGGAAUCAGGAGGCUUAUUUGGCUUUGGAGGUCCCAAAUCUCAGUCUGCCUCCUCAAAGCCCGAAGAGUCAGUGUCUGGGAAGAUGUUUGGCUUUGGCUCUUCCAUUUUCAGCUCUGCCUCCACUUUGAUAACCUCAGUUGUUCAGGACGAGCCCCGCACCACACCGCCAGCUUCCCCCAAGAUAUCUGCACUGGCCCAGACCUCUCCCAAGAUGCCUCCUGCAAACGAGACAAAACUACCUGCUGCUCAGAAAGCAGAGGAGAAGAAAGCAGCGCAACCCCAGAAGGCCAAUAUCCCCCCAUCAGUACAUGCCAAAGUGGACAAACCCCCAUCAGCGCCUCCAAAGGGAGCAGCAUCCUCCCAACCAGCUCCCAAAGCAGGCCAAUCUACCUGUCCACUCUGCAAGGUGGAACUCAACAAGGGCUCCAAGGACCCUCCCAACUACAACACCUGCACAGAAUGCAAGAACACUGUCUGCAACCUCUGUGGAUUUAACCCCAUGCCACAUGAAACUGUAAAGGAAUGGCUCUGUCUGACCUGCCAGAUGCAGAGAGCACUUGGAGCAAUGGAACCCCCAGGACCUCCCAUGAUGAAAUCCCAACCCUUGCCCAGCAUAGUCUCUACACCUGUUGCACUUCAAAAGGAGAAUGUCACACCUGCUGCAUCUCAAAAGCCGACCCCAGCUCCAGCUAAACCCCAGAAGGAGGAGAUCCCUGUACCUGCGGCUGGCCAAAAAGAGAUCACUACACCCAGUGUGCCUCAGGAGACACCAAUUCCCGCUGGUACCCCAGCACCAAAUGCAGACAAAAAGGAGGAGACCCCACCACUAGGAUCCACACAAAAUAAACAGGCUUCACCUGCUGUGGCUGAGAAGGAGAAUGAAGAACCUAGAAUUGUACAGAAACCAGUGGACCAACCAAUUCCAGCCACACCCAAAACCAGUGGAGCUGUUGCAACUGUACAGCAGCAAGAAAAGCAAACUCCUGCUACAAAGGCAUCACAACAAGUACAGCCCCAGCAAGCUCCAAUGCCAGACCUCGAAACUGCUCCCCUAAAGGAGCCAAUGACUCCUGCUUCAGAGAAAGAGAAGAAGAACCUAGCACCAGGGUCACCACAGAAGGAGGUAUUUCCGGCAGUGGCUUCACAGCAGGACAAAACGCCAGUGGACAAAUCAACUCCAACCCCUGUCCAACAUCCUCCACACCAAGAGACUCCACAACAACAAGAGCAACAACCUCAGCCUCUAGCAGGGACACCGAAAGGAGAGCCCGGGAAGCCUCAACAACAGCUUCCAAAAGGUGGAGCCUCUCAUGCAAAAUCUGUACCACCACCACAGGCCCAGCCCACCAAGCAGGAGUCAGGAGGCUUCUUUGGCUUUGGUGGUGCUAAAUCUCAGCCUGCUCAGUCAAAGCCUGAAGACUCAGUGUCUGGGAAGAUGCUUGGCUUUGGCUCCUCUAUCUUCAGCUCGGCAUCCACUUUGAUCACCUCAGCUGUUCAGGAUGAGCACCGCACCACACCUCCAGCUUCCCCCAAGGUGUCUAUGACUCCUGCUUUAGUGAAAGAGACCCCAGCACCAGGCUCGUCACAGAAGAAGGAGGUAUCCCCGACAGUGGUUUGCCAGCAGGACCAGACGUCAGUGGACAAACCGACUCCAACAGUAGUCCAACAACCUCCACAACAGAAGACUCUACAACAACAAGGACAGCCUCCGCAGCCCUCAGCAGAGGCUGCAAAAUCAGAGCCUGAUAUAUCAAUAAUUGAAGCUGCUAAAGCAGCAGACACUCAAAAUCCGGCAAGCCCAGUGCCUGCUCAGAAGGCUCCACUGGAGAACCGGAGAACAUCAGAACCUCAUAAACCACCACAGCAGCCCAUCCCUGGGCGUAGGGAGAGUAGUGCCUUCCCAGCCACAAAGCAACCCCCAAGCAGGAAUCAGGAGGCUUAUUUGGCUUUGGAGCUCUGCCUCCACUUUGAUAACCUCAGUUGUUCAGGACGAGCCCCGCACCACACCGCCAGCUUCCCCCCAAGAUAUCUGCACUGGCCCAGACCUCUCCCAAGAUGCCUCCUGCAAAUGAGACAAAACUACCUGCUGCUCAGAAAGCAGAGGAGAAGAAAGCAGCGCAACCCCAGAAGGCCAAUAUCCCCCCAUCAGUACAUGCCAAAGUGGACAAACCCCCCAUCAGCGCCUCCAAAGGGAGCAGCAUCCUCCCAACCAGCUCCCAAAGCAGGCCAAUCUACCUGUCCACUCUGCAAGGUGGAACUCAACAAGGGCUCCAAGGACCCUCCCAACUACAACACCUGCACAGAAUGCAAGAACACUGUCUGCAACCUCUGUGGAUUUAACCCCAUGCCACAUGAAACUGUAAAGGAAUGGCUCUGUCUGACCUGCCAGAUGCAGAGAGCACUUGGAGCAAUGGAACCCCCAGGACCUCCCAUGAUGAAAUCCCAACCCUUGCCCAGCAUAGUCUCUACACCUGUUGCACUUCAAAAGGAGAAUGUCACACCUGCUGCAUCUCAAAAGCCGACCCCAGCUCCAGCUAAACCCCAGAAGGAGGAGAUCCCUGUACCUGCGGCUGGCCAAAAAGAGAUCACUACACCCAGUGUGCCUCAGGAGACACCAAUUCCCGCUGGUACCCCAGCACCAAAUGCAGACAAAAAGGAGGAGACCCCACCACUAGGAUCCACACAAAAUAAACAGGCUUCACCUGCUGUGGCUGAGAAGGAGAAUGAAGAACCUAGAAUUGUACAGAAACCAGUGGACCAACCAAUUCCAGCCACACCCAAAACCAGUGGAGCUGUUGCAACUGUACAGCAGCAAGAAAAGCAAACUCCUGCUACAAAGGCAUCACAACAAGUACAGCCCCAGCAAGCUCCAAUGCCAGACCUCGAAACUGCUCCCCUAAAGGAGCCAAUGACUCCUGCUUCAGAGAAAGAGAAGAAGAACCUAGCACCAGGGUCACCACAGAAGGAGGUAUUUCCGGCAGUGGCUUCACAGCAGGACAAAACGCCAGUGGACAAAUCAACUCCAACCCCUGUCCAACAUCCUCCACACCAAGAGACUCCACAACAUCAAGAGCAACAACCUCAGCCUCUAGCAGGGACACAGAAAGGAGAGCCCGGGAAGCCUCAACAACAGCUUCCAAAAGGUGGAGCCUCUCAUGCAAAAUCUGUACCACCACCACAGGCCCAGCCCACCAAGCAGGAGUCAGGAGGCUUCUUUGGCUUUGGUGGUGCUAAAUCUCAGCCUGCUCAGUCAAAGCCUGAAGACUCAGUGUCUGGGAAGAUGCUUGGCUUUGGCUCCUCUAUCUUCAGCUCGGCAUCCACUUUGAUCACCUCAGCUGUUCAGGAUGAGCACCGCACCACACCUCCAGCUUCCCCCAAGGUGUCUAUGACUCCUGCUUUAGUGAAAGAGACCCCAGCACCAGGCUCGUCACAGAAGAAGGAGGUAUCCCCGACAGUGGUUUGCCAGCAGGACCAGAAAUCAGUGGACAAACCGACUCCAACAGUAGUCCAACAACCUCCACAACAGAAGACUCUACAACAACAAGGACAGCCUCCGCAGCCCUCAGCAGAGGCUGCAAAAUCAGAGCCUGAUAUAUCAAUAAUUGAAGCUGCUAAAGCAGCAGACACUCAAAAUCCGGCAAGCCCAGUGCCUGCUCAGAAGGCUCCACUGGAGAACCGGAGAACAUCAGAACCUCAUAAACCACCACAGCAGCCCAUCCCUGGGCGUAGGGAGAGUAGUGCCUUCCCAGCCACAAAGCAACCCCCCAAGCAGGAAUCAGGAGGCUUAUUUGGCUUUGGAGGUCCCAAAUCUCAGUCUGCCUCCUCAAAGCCCGAAGAGUCAGUGUCUGGGAAGAUGUUUGGCUUUGGCUCUUCCAUUUUCAGCUCUGCCUCCACUUUGAUAACCUCAGUUGUUCAGGACGAGCCCCGCACCACACCGCCAGCUUCCCCCAAGAUAUCUGCACUGGCCCAGACCUCUCCCAAGAUGCCUCCUGCAAAUGAGACAAAAAUACCUGCUGCUCAGAAAGCAGAGGAGAAGAAAGCAGCGCAACCCCAGAAGGCCAAUAUCCCCCCAUCAGUACAUGCCAAAGUGGACAAACCACCAUCAGCAAAUCCAAAGGGAGCAGCAUCCUCCCAACCAGCUCCCAAAGCAGGCCAAUCUACCUGUCCACUCUGCAAGGUGGAACUCAACAAGGGCUCCAAGGACCCUCCCAACUACAACACCUGCACAGAAUGCAAGAACACUGUCUGCAACCUCUGUGGAUUUAACCCCAUGCCACAUGAAACUGUAAAGGAAUGGCUCUGUCUGACCUGCCAGAUGCAGAGAGCACUUGGAGCAAUGGAACCUCCAGGACCUCCCAUGAUGAAAUCCCAACCCUUGCCCAGCAUAGUCUCUACACCUGUUGCACUUCAAAAGGAGAAUGUCACACCUGCUGCAUCUCAAAAGCCGACCCCAGCUCCAGCUAAACCCCAGAAGGAGGAGAUCCCUGUACCUGCGGCUGGCCAAAAAGAGAUCACUACACCCAGUGUACCUCAGGAGACACCAAUUCCCGCUGGUACCCCAGCAACAAAUGCAGACAAAAAGGAGGAGACCCCACCACUAGGAUCCACACAAAAUAAACAGGCUUCACCUGCUGUGGCUGAGAAGGAGAAUGAAGAACCUAGAAUUGUACAGAAACCAGUGGACCAACCACUUCCAGCCACACCCAAAUCCAGUGGAGCUGCUACACCUGUACAGCAGCAAGAAAAGCAAACUCCUUCACUGCAACAGCCUGCUACAAAGCCCCCACCUCAAAUACAACCCCAGCCAGCUCCAAAGCCAGACCCCAAAACUGCUCCCUUAAAGCAGGAGCCUGGACAUUCUCCGCAACAGUUUCCAAAAGGAGGGAGCUCUCCUGCCAAACCUGUACCGGAAUCACAUGCCCCACCCGCAAAGCAGUCAGGGGGCUUCUUUGGCUUUGGUGGUACUAAAUCUCAUCCAAAGCCUGAAGACUCAGUUUCUGGGAAGAUGUUUGGCUUUGGUUCCUCCAUCUUCAGCUCUGCAUCCACUUUGAUCACCUCAGCUGUUCAGGACGAACCACUCACCACACUGCCAGCUUCCCCCAAGGUGUCUUUAACAGCCCAUGCCUCUCCCAAGAUGCCCCCUGCAAACGAGACCAAACCACCUGCUGCUCUGAGAUCAGAGGAGAAGAAAGCAGAGCAACCCCAGCAGGUCAAGGUUCCCCCAUCAGUACAUGCCAAAGUGGACAAACCCCCAUCAGCGCCUCCAAAGGGAGCAGCAUCCUCCCAACCAGCUCCCAAAGCAGGCCAAUCUACCUGUCCACUCUGCAAGGUGGAACUCAACAAGGGCUCCAAGGACCCUCCCAACUACAACACCUGCACAGAAUGCAAGAAUACUAUCUGCAACCUCUGUGGAUUUAACCCCAUGACACAUGAAACAGAGAAGGAAUGGCUGUGUCUGAACUGCCAGACCCAGAGGGCUCUCUCUGGACAACUGGGAGACCUGGGAAAGGUGGCCCAGCCCCAACCCAUCAAGACCCAGGCCCAGCCCACACCACUCCCUGUAGUCGCAACCACCAAGACAGAGCCCCAGCCUUUCCCUAAAACACAGCCCCCAUCCCAGGCUGUGCCUCUCACCUCAGUGCCCACUCUGCCUACACCAACACCUGCCCUUGCACAAAAGGAGCUGGAACCAAAGAUGGAAGUCCCCAAGGCUGAAGCUCCCAUGACAGUCGCCAAGGCUGAGGCUCCUGAGACAGAAGUCCGUAAGGCGGAGAUCAGCAAGACAGAGGCACCAAAAAUGGAGCCUUCUGUGGCAGAGUUUCCUAAGGCUGUGCUGCCUAAACCUGUACCACCUAAAUCUGAACCACCCAAAACUGAUGCUGCAGCAGUAGUGGCUCCAGUUGCCUCUGUCCUAGUGACUGAGGCCAUGACUCCUCCUGCUCCUCUGUCCACCCCAGUGGCUACUGCUGUUGCAGUCACUCCAGCCACUGUGGAGGAGAAGCCAGAGGCUGAGGCUCAACCAACAGAGCUACCUAAACCAGCAGAGGAGAAGGUUGAGAAGCAACCAAAACAACAGGAACCGCUUUAUGUUGAUCCACAACCAGUCCAAACUGAUAUUAUCAAGGAAGUGGCCACUCCAUUGGUUGAAAAGGUGGAUGAUGCCCUUCCUGAACCUCAGCAGAUACUCACUGAGAAGGAGACUGUGAAGGAGAAGGAGAAAGAGCCAACUGCAGCCUCCCUCCUAGCAGACCAGGUAGUAGCUGAGGUACCAUCCAGCCCAGACAGUUCAUUUGAGGCUGACAUCAAGCCUGAGGACUAUAGUGACAAGUCCCAGGAUGGACCAGACAUAUUUCCCAUCUCACAGGGCUCCUACACCUCCGAGGGGGAGCUGAAUGAGUUGCAGACAGUCAGAGAUGUCCCUAUCAUGGACACAACCCCUGACACAGCCAUGCCUGCCAAGGAGGAGGGGAAUGGGGCAAAGAGGCUUCUGAGUUAUGUGCCGAUGGAGGAGAGCAGUGGGAGUGAACCCUCUCCGUCGCCCAAGCUCCAGAGACGGAGGUUAAGUGCGAUAGCGGUCAGCACGGCAGCCUCAUCCAGCAGCGAGGACUACAAAGAUGACAGCCCUACAGACAGCCCUCCAGACAGCCCAGACUCAUUUGUGAAUGAGGAGGAGUUAAUACGCAGGCAGAUCAUGGGGAUGAUGGGAGAGGAGGAGAUGUCUCUCUCAGAGGAGGAGGAAAAAGAAGAGAAAGAGAGCCGAGUGGAGGAGACCAUGGAUGCUGUGGUGGAUAACACAUCAUGUAAAGACAAGCCUCUGUUAAAAAAAGGCAGUAUAGAUGAUGAAGACAGCCCAGCCAGGAUACCUUCUCUCCCAGGGUCUGAGCGUAAAUCUAUUGUAGAGAGUGCUGAACUCACUGAGCAAAUCACUGUGUAUAAGAAAGCCAUGCCCAUGACGCCGCAGAGAACGAAGAGCAUGGACGAUGGGGUUUUAGAGGUGGAGAGCAUCACAGAUUCUCUGGAGGACAGGUCCAAAGGUGAGGGGUCAUCCAGCGUCCAAGUGUCCAGCUUCACCCCUGGAACCUCCCCCACCUCAGCCUCUUCUCUGGAGGAGGACAGCGACAGCAGCCCCAGCCACAAGAGGAGUGGGGAGGGGAAACAGCCCCGCAAGGCCAAGCACAGGCAUACCGGCCAGCCAUUCCCCACCAUCGAGGACUCGUCAGAGGAGGAGGAGCUCAGGGAGGAGGAGGAUCACCUCAGGGAGCAGGAGAAACAGAAGGAUUUGGACCAGCAGCAGGGGAAGAGGAUCUCCAAGAAGUCCAAAAGGGAUAAAGAUGAUCUCCGAGCUCAGAGGAGAAGGGAUCUCCCUCUAACCUCACCCUGUAACCUAUCUUCCAUUGAAGACGCCUCUCCCACUGAGGAGGCAAGGCAGGCUAGGGAGAUGGAAGCGCUUCACAGGACAUCAGUCUCUGACUAUUUUCCUAGCAUGGAGUCUGAUUCAGACGCCUUUCACACAGAGACCAGGAUAGUUGUCCCUAAAGGACAGAAGUUCAGUACUGCAAAGCCACUAAAGAGUGCAGAGGAUGAAUAUGAGGAGAUGCUUCAGAUAGCUAGAUCUCCUAAAGGAGAGACAGAGCCAUUCCCUGAGAUAGAGCUACUUUACGAAGGCAUGGCCAUAGAGGACUACCUCUACGAAUCUCUAGUGGAGGAGCCUGAAGCUAAACAUACUUCAGUCCCACCGGAGCAGCCCAGUAAAGACCCCGCUAAAGAGCCAGGGAAGAAAGGUUUGAGGUCUCCUGAAGAGGUGUAUGAGGAGAUGAUGCUGAAGAAGAAGGAACUGAUGUUGAUAGAGCAGGAGUUUCAGAAGGUUCAGUCAGCUAUCAACACUCCUAAUCCUGAGAUACACGUUACUGCACCAUCCUCUGCUGCAGCUGAGAGCUGCAGUGUUGGUGAGGCCGAGGGAGAGAAGCCUAUGUUAGAUGCUGGUUCUACCUACGUUAAGAGGAAGAAACGUCCUGCUCCACCACGGCCCUCUGAACCUCCUAAACGGCCUGAGGUAGACGUUGCCAAGCCAACAGUUCCUCAGGAUAUGACUGUGAGGAGGGCUCUUUUCCCUAUACCGGACUUGAAGAUCACCCAGUGUUCCUCUGGAGAGGAUGAGACGGACGAUAGUAUAGUAGAGGAGUAUGGAGUGGGAGUGUCCUCUGAUAUUACCCCUAGUUAUGAGUCUGAGACUAAAAAGAGCAAGAGUCCACUUCAGUUUCAGAGCAUGCACCAACAACAGAGUUCUAGCCCCCAGUACGACCACCACACCUUCACAGGUCUCUCCAGUAUCACCUCCCACCUCACCAUCGACUCCAGACUCAAUUUUGGUCACAAUACAAGAUGUGGUGACAGAUCCAACCCAAGCACCAACACCAGCUACAACUACAGCCGAUGCUACAGCUUCUCCAGCCCAAGCCCCAGCCCCUGCCUCAACUCCUGUCUCAGCACCUGCCUCAGUGGUGCUCCAGUUGUAGUCCAAAUGCCAGACCUGGUUACCAUCACCUCUCCAGUUUCACCCCAAGCCCCACUACCUGUGUCAGCCCCAGCUCCUACCCAGGCUACAGUGGUGCAUUCAGUCCCUGUCCCGGCUGCUGCUCCAACCCCAGUAGUAGUCCCAGCUGCACGGACACCCCGAAUCCAGAGACAAGCCUCCACCAAAAAGCCCCACCUCCUCCUCCACCUCGCUCUAUGUCAGUCUCCCUGCCCCAGACCUCAGCAGAGCCUACCUCAAUCAGGGCUGUCCAACAUGUCUCCCCCGACCAUGACCACCGCUAUAGCCAUUGGAGCAGGUCUGCCUAGCCAGCCCAUACAGUCUGUGGUGGUGGAUAUACAGCCGCAGGUGGAGCAGGUCAGGCCAAAGGGUGGUGCUGACCCUCAGGUCAUGAUGACCCCAACCAGACAGGGGCAUGUGGUCAUCAUAGUUCCUAAUGUGGAGAACAUGUCGGUGCUCAGCCAGUCUACCCAAGACCUUGUGGCAUACUCAGUGGCAAUAACUACCACUUCUACUGUUGAUAAAGGCAGUAGUCUGAUGGCAGCAGGGCCUGUGGUUGUGAGUGUUGCUCCUUUCCCUACUGCUCCCUCUGUUCCUGCUAUACCUAGCUCAGACACAUGUAUACCUGUGGCAGAUACACCACCACCUCCUCCUCCUCCCACUCCUCCACCACCUCCUGCCACCUUACCCAAGCCAUCGGUUUAUCCCAAAAAGCCUUCUGUUUCCACCCCACCUUCAGUCCCAACCACAGUACCAGUCUCAACUGCUGUGACAAUGGCACAGGCAACUGUAACAACCACAGGCCCCAGUCCAGUACACAAGACAUCUGCACCCCCUCCAGUCCCUCCCAAGCCGGUGUCCAUCCCUGCAGGGCUGGUGUUCAGCCACCGUCCAGGGGAAAGCAUCAAACCUCCAGUGGUUCCCACCGCUAGCCACACACUUCCCAGGACCAGAGAAGUGGUACCAAACGCCAGCAUAGCACAGCCAUUCACAGCCACAACACUGCCCAGGACCAGAGAACCUCCCAAUGCCCUGUAUCUGAGUCUGACCACCCCAGUGGAGCCCAAGAUGAGUGCUGCCUCGCCCAGGUCCCCUCUGUCUCCGAGCCUGGCACACCCACAGAGGGCAUCACUGUCCAAGCCCCCCAUCAGGAGAGGAUCCAUCCCCUCCACUAUGCAGACAUGCCCAAGGGAUAGGACUACACCUUCAGAACAACAGUCACCCAUUACGGCCUUCUCAGCCCAGGCCACUGUCAGGAGAGCGUCAGUUCCCUCAUUGAGGCAGCUGCCACCACCAACAGCAGCAAUAGUACCAGUCGAAGUAGCAGCACCCCUAGAGGGAGUCACUGCAACAGCAAGGCGGCCUUCCAUGCCAUCAGCUAUGCAGCCUCCACACGGUGUGGCUGAGGUGGUGACCAUUUCAGCAGGGUCGGAGAUGCCUAUUCAGGUACACAGUGUCAGAGCUCCAAUAAAGAAACCGUAUAUACCUCCAACAUCCCAGCCACAACAGAACGUGUCUGAAGUUACGACAAUGCCAUCAGAGCCACAGGUCCCUGUAGAAGUGUCUGCAGCUCAAGCUUUUGGUAGAAGGGCAUCAAUACCUGAUGUACCUCAGCAGCCACAAUAUGUGACUGAAGUAAUGGAAUUACCAGCAGAGCAGGUCAUACCUGCAGAUGUAGUUUCAACUGAGGCCAUGCCUGGAAGAGCAUCAAUACCAUCAGAAAUGCAACAACCACAAACCAUGGGAGAGUUAUUAGCAAUGCCCUUAGAAGCUAUGCCCCCAACCAUCCAUCAGUCAGCAUCACUGACAGAAGUGGUUUCAACUGAGGCUAUCUCUAGAAGAACAUCAAUACCAUCAGAAAUGCGGCAACCACAAACCAUGGCUGAGGUAAUGCCAUUGCAGCAGGAGAUACCUACCGAAGCAAUCGCCAGCCAAGUCCAUGUAGAAGCUACACCCUCAACCAUGCAUCAGUCACCAUCACUGACAGAAGUGGUUUCAACUGAGGCCAUCUCUAGAAGAGUGACAAUACCAUCAACAAUGGAGCAACCACAAACCAUGGCAGAGAUAGCAGCAAUGCCCUUACUGCAGGAGAUACCUACUGAAGCUAUUGCCAGCCAAGUCCAUAUAGAAGAUACACCCUCAACCAUGCAUCAGUCACCAUCACUGAUAGAAGUGGUUUCAACUGAGGCCAUCUCUAGAAGAACAUCAAUACCAUCAGAAAUGCAGCAACCACAAACCAUGGCUGAGGUAAUGCCCUUACAGCAGGAUAUACCUACCGAAGCAAUCGCCAGCCAAGUCCAUGUAGAAGCUACACUCUCAACCAUGCAUCAGUCACCAUCACUGAUAGAAGUGGUUUCAACUGAGGCCAUCUCUAGAAGAGUGACAAUACCAUCAACAAUGCAGCAGCCAAAACCCAUGGCAGAGGUAGCAACAAUGCCCUUACAGCAGGAGAUACAUAUCGAAGCUAUCACCAGCCAAGUCCAUAUAGAAGCUUCACCCUCAACCAUCCACCAGUCACCAUCACUGAUAGAGGUGGUUUCAACUGAGGCCAUCUCUAGAAGAACAUCAAUACCAUCAGAAAUGCAGCAACCACAAACCAUGGCUGAGGUAAUGCCCUUACAGCCGGAUAUACCUACCGAAGCAAUCGCCAGCCAAGUCCAUGUAGAAGCUACACUCUCAACCAUGCAUCAGUCACCAUCACUGAUAGAAGUGGUUUCAACUGAGGCCAUCUAUAGCCUCGCAUCAAAACCAUCAUCAAUGCAGCAGCCACAAACCAUGGCAGAGGCAGCAGCAAUGCCUUUACAGCAGGAGAUACCAUCAAUACCAUCAGCUGCACCGCAACCACAAGCAUUGGCCGAAGUGAUGACUUUGCCUUCAGAGUAUGAAAUGCCUACGGAAGUUAGAACAACUGAGGCCACUACCACUAGAAGGACAUCCAUAUACUCUGUAGCACAACAACCAUACACAGUUGCUGAAGUAACGGCUUACCCAUCAGAAUAUGAAACACCCAUCCAGGUGGUUACAACUGAGGCUAUUUCCACUACAAGAAGAGCGUCUAUAACCAUGCAGCAACCCCUUAGUAUGGCCCAGGUUAUCACAAUGCCUGCAGAGCCAAACGUAGAGGCAUAUGCUGCCCAAGUCCCAUACAGGAGAGGAUCCAUCCCCUCAGCAGUGCAACCACCACAGGCAGUACCAGAAGUGCUGACUUAUUCAUCAGCGCAUGAGACCCCCCUGGAAUUCAUUACAACUGAAGCCUACACCAGGAGAAUGUCAGUUCCAUCUAUCCAGGAGGUUCCCGAGACCGUCCCGGUGGCUCCAGUCACCAUCACCAGGAAAUUCCACCAUGAGUCAAUUGAGAGCCAGGAGAUCUAUGGGCCUGAGAAGGUGGUGAACAGCCUGAGCCACAUGUACUCCUCAUCUAUCUCCACCUCAGCCCAGCCCCCGGAGAGCCUGCCCAGCCUGGUCACUCAGGUGGUCACCACCGAGGUUCAGAGAACCACUGUGUCUUUGGUCCAUGAGAGGCUGCCCCAGGUACCUGCAUCCAAUGGAGUGGCCAUCACCAUCCAGCCAGACUUGGUUAAAGUCCAGCACUCUCCCAAACAGAACGGGAAGAUCUACUCCGGUGAUGCCAUUGACCUCCGCACCAUUAAGGUUGGCGUGAAGAUGACCGAUUCAGGGAUGGACUUGACGUCUCAGGAAUCAAGUCGCCAUUACAUCUGUAGCGACUCUAGUGGCCGACAUACAGCAGUGCAGCCAGAGAUAGUGAACUUGAGUGCUGAGAUCAUCCCUUCCACUACGCUGUCUGUUGUCACUGAUAGCAUCACUAUCGUCACCUGUUCAGACACCAUUGAGUCCUACAUCAGCGAGCCAGCAGAAAUACCUUUAGAUCUGCAGCGUUAUGUUGCCUCCAUGCCUCUCCCUCUCACCACAUACAAACCAUUCCAGCCUCUGGCACAGAUAGUGUACAGGCGGGUGGACUCUCCGCCUAUCAUCAACACAGUGUUAGCCACAGACACAGAGACACCAAUCAACCUGUCUUAUGGAGCCUCCAUGGUAAAUAGCAGACUUCCAGUGACCAUGGCCCCCGCUAUCACCAACGUGGGGGACAUGCUCUCAGAGCCAGCAGGGGCUGUGGAUCUGUCCACCUCUAGACCCCUCAGGGCCAUGGUGGCUCUGUCUGGCAAGAGCCCUGGUGUGGUGACCACAGUCAUAGAGGAUGAUGGGACACCCAUAGAUCUGACAGCUGGCAGGAAUGUGUGCUGUGAUGUCAUCUACAAGCUACCCUUCACAGGGAGCUGUAGGACCCAGCCGCCGGUUAAUACCCAGCCUGACAACCGCUUCGGCUACAGAGACGACCACUACCAGUAUGAUCAUGCUGGGGUUUAUGGCAUCAAGGGCCUGAACGGCAAGGCCAUGUCUGAGACCAACCUGGCUGAUGCAGGACUGUUCCUCUAUGAUGGAAACACCAGAUAUAACUAUAACGGAGCCUCGGACAGUGCAAUAGACCUGACAUCUGCUAAUAUGUCCGCAGGUGAAGCUCUAGACUACACCAGUAAAGCUGCUGGGGCGUAUACGGGGAUAUCCACUGCUCCAUAUUCCCAAGUCCCUGCUUAUAGUGUCUUUAGAUCCUCAGACGGAAUGGUAUACUCCUCCAUAGCAGCCCCUGUUCCUUCUACAUACGCGAUCACCACUCAGCCAGGUUCCAUCUUCAGCACCACCCUACCUCCUACCACAACCCUCCAGGAGCAGCCAGCACCAGCUCCACACCCCUAUGGCUUUAUUCCCACCAGCGACCCUGGCCAACAGAUUAUCAGCUUGGACACUAGCCUGCCCAAGGACCUGCUGCCCAGUGCUCUGGCUGACAUCAUGACUGGCUUCCCUGACCUGUACUCUGACCAGACACUGGAGGCCAUCGCAGCCUCUCUGGACGCCCUGGCUUCAUCGCCCAUGUUCCCCGGUCUGGAUGACAGCAAGAUCACCCAGUACCAGAUGGAGAGGGAGUUCCUGGAGCUGGAGAAGCUGAAGCAGCUGUGUCUGGCUGAGGAGCUGGAGUGGGAGAGGCAGGAGAUCCAGCGCUACCGUGAACAGGAGCAGAUCAUGGUGCAGAGGGAGCUGGAAGAGCUACAGGCUCUGAAACAGCAGCUGUUAAUGCAACAGGAAGAGGAGCACCAGGCACAACUUGUAGCCCAGCAAGAGACCUACAACCAGCAGAGGCAACAGUUAGAGCAGAUCCAACAACUCCAGGUGCAGCUCCAGCACCAGCUAGAUGAGCACUACAGUACUACAGGGUCAGACAACCUGCUAGAGAAGCAGUAUACAGGGGUUGGGGAUAACGGCCAAUACUGGCCUGUUAGGGAUGAGUCCACCACCUCAUCCACUGUUACCCAGCUAGAGGGUGGGCAGUAUGUAACCAGCGAGGGUCAGAGAGAGAGUGGAGGUCAGGACCAGCUGCAGCUCAGUAGGAAACAACCAGCAGGGUCUAACCAGCCUGGUGACCAGGGGUAUGGUACAGGAGUGGUAGGGAAGAGGAUAGUGGACAGUGGGGUCCAGACAGAUGAUGAGGACUCAGUAGACAGGAUGUAUGUAGGGAGGAGAAAGAGGAACAACAGGAGGGGUGUAGACAGCAGUGUUCAGACUGAUGAUGAGGAGGACCAGGAGGUUGACUGGGACAUGCCAGCCAGGUCGCGGAGGCGCUCCCGCUCCAGUAAGCACAGCGGUGACGGGAAACACGGUAGCUCUAAGGUCUCCAGCAUUGCCAUCCAGACUGUUGCAGAGAUCUCUGUCCAGACCGACCACUCCGGGAGCAUCAAACGCCCCAGCAUCCAGAUGGACACUAAGGUGGAGAUCAUCAAACACAUCUCAGCCCCAGAGAACUCUCAGAGAGGAGGCAGUCUCAGCUGCCAGACAGACUCAGACCGGAGGCGCCAGACAGACAUCAUCCCCAAGUCCCCCAAGGUGCUCUACUCCCCUGCGUCCACCCUCUCCUCCAGUAAGGCCAUGGAGGGAGGGCAAAAGAUGCUGACCACUGACCCGACCAAGUUUUCCUCCAGCCCUAGGAUGCUGAAGCCUGGACAGAAGUCUAUGUCUGACCCAAAAUCUCUCAGCCAUACCACCGAGGACAGGAUAGGCUACCACUACUCAGACAGCUACUCUGGCCAUGGCUCUUCUUCAGGCACUGGAAAGAAGGUGAAGAGGACCCUUCCCAACCCACCCCCUGAAGAUGACCCUCUGACCGGCCCGUCGGGUUACAGCACCAACUCAGCCCGCCGCCGGCUUGGCCGUCACACCACCAUGGCCCGGGCCAAGAUCCUGCAGGACAUUGACAAGGAGCUGGAUCUAGUGGAGAGAGAGUCAUCCAAGCUCCGCAGGAAACAGGCCGAGCUAGAUGAGGAGGAGAAAGAGAUUGAUGCCAAGCUGAGGUACCUUGAGAUGGGCAUCAACCGUCGUAAGGAUGCCCUGCUGCAGGAGAGAGAGAAAGAGAGAGGGCCUACCUGCAGGACUGAGGCUGACUCUCAGUACUCCACUCUAGCCAGUCCCUACUCCCACUAUGCCCAGUAUGUCCCCCAGACCAAUGCCACCAGCCACUACCCCCAGCAGACCCUCUACCAGCAACAGGCCCUCUACCAGCAGCACCCCUACCAAAGUCAGUCAGUCUACUCCUCUGUACCCAGCCUGUCCUACCCCCUGGCCUCCCACUCCCACCAGCAGGCCCAGUCCUCAGGCUACCAGUCCAAGAACACCACCAACUAUGAGGUGAUCCGGAACCAGCCCAUCAUCAUUGUACCCUCCUCCAGUGAGGGGGUGGGUAUGGGGUUGGGAAGUACAACAGCCUGGAACUGA